Messenger RNA from Fusarium proliferatum ET1, 1020 nucleotides. RefSeq lists its product as uncharacterized. Bases 1 to 1020 code for a protein of 339 amino acids. Lineage: Eukaryota; Fungi; Ascomycota; Sordariomycetes; Hypocreales; Nectriaceae. The transcript has 4 exons. The record is from RefSeq and is a predicted model, not a curated record.
AUGUCGCCGCCAUCAGGAUCGAUAUUUUCGAGCAUGCCGAUUUUCUCAACAGCUCCAACUGUUAACCUGGGCAUGUCUAUUCGUAACCGUUUACUUGCUGAUUCUCCAGUGGUCAUAAUGACAAGAAAAGACCUAGGACCGUGGACAGUAGUUGCUGGCGGCGACAUCAUGCUGGUCGUCGGGGCCAAGAUGGUCCAAGUCUGGCUACAUCGCUUCGAACCUAUCUGCUCCCUCUGGUGUGAAACAGCAACGGGCUCAGUCAACAGACCCCAUCUUCAAGCAGGGUUCGAACUUCUUAUCGCGUCACACUGGCUUGACCACGGCGAAGGUUUCUUCAUCAUCCAGCUUUUCAUUCGCACUGAUGCCCCAGUUCUAAAAUAUGCCCCGGGAACACCCAACGAGCACCUUGGCUUGAAGUCGGGCAAAUCUGUGCAGCUCGCAAACUUCACAAACCACGUGAAUAUUGGCCUCUGCCUUGGAUGCUUUUCCACAGCCAAGAGAGCUUCGUUGAACGAGCGCGUUACUGCUUCACAAGGCGGCAUCUGUGGUAAGCCCACAAACAAGGAAGAAUGGAUGAUCCUGAAGCUCGCUGUCGUGACGAAUAAAGCUAAGAUCCUGCAAGAGUGCAAGACAUUGUCUCAACCCAGUGCAAAGGCAUCCGUAUACAUAGAUUCGCUAUUGCCAAUAAGACUGGUGCGCCGCGACUUCAGCGCCAUCACCAAGAACAUCUUCUCAUACUCCGGAGAGGUGGUGUCAAGAGAAGACCUCGACGCCUUUCAAUUUGAGAAAGAGUGGUCGGCACUCACCCUCCUCAUCCCCGAACGCAACAUCCAAAGAAUCUCCAACACGACUAUACCGCGACUCAAACGCAGCAAAGACGCGGCUCCAUCAACAUCACUAGCGAAACGCCUUAUAUAUAUCACCCGAGACCACUCCGAUGUGCUCUAUUCCAUGUCCAGGCAGGAAUGUAUCGCAAUGAUAAUUACGCUCCGGGUACUCUAUGGGUCAGACAUUGAGUGA